UCCUGCACCUUCUCUGUACCCUGGUGAUUGCUUCUCUCUUGCCCUUGGAACCCCACGUUUUCUGCUCAUCUGUGGAGCUGUGAUCUGUCCUGGUUGUGACAGUUGUAGGAAGGACUCAGGGAGACUCAGAAAACCUAGAAAUGGACUCCGUGGCUUUGGAGGAUAUUAACAUGAAGUUCACCAUGGAGGAGUGGGCCAUCCUGAAUCCAACCCAGAAGAAACUGUACAGAGAUGUGAUGCAGGAAACCUUCAGGAACCUGGCUUCCGUAGCAUGUAUUUUAGAAGAAAAAUGGGAAGACCAUGACAGUGAAGAUCAGUAUGAAAAACAGGGGACAAAUCCUAGCCACACAAGAUCGCUCACUGGACCCAAACUAUACCAGUGUCGGGAAUAUGAAGAGGAGCCUUAUAAAUGUAAGGAAUGUGGGAAGACUUUCAAGCGUCGCAGAUAUGUUCGAGUACAUGAAAAGAAACACAGUGCAGAAAAGCCCUAUGAAUGUACAAAAUGUGGUAAAGCCUACAGGUAUUCAAGUAACUUACAUAGACAUGCAGAAAUUCAUACUCGAGAGAAACCCUAUGAGUGUAAGAGGUGUGACAAAGCCUGGAGUACACUCACCACAUAUAAAAGACACAUGAUCAAGCACGUUAGAUGUGGCCCUUUUAAAUGUAAGGAGUGUGGGAAAGAUUUCAGUUGUCUACGAAACUUUGAAAGUCAUGAAAUGACACACAGGGGAGAAGAGCCCUAUUAUUGUAAGGAAUGUGGUAAAGCCUUCAGUUUACUCAGUUAUCUCAUAAAACAUAGAAGAUCUCAUGAUGGAAAGAAGCCUUAUAAAUGUAAGGAAUGUGCUAAAGCUUUCCGUUAUCCCAAUUUACUUAGAAAUCAUGAGAAAACCCAUAUUGCGGAGAGACCCUAUGAAUGUAAGCAAUGUGGGAAAGCCUUUAGGAGUCUCAGCUACUGUCGAAUCCAUGAAAAAACACACAGUGGAGAAAAACCCUAUAAAUGCACGGAAUGUGGUAAAGCCUUCAGUUUACUUAUAUAUCUUAGUAGACAUAAAAAAAUUCAUGAUGGAAAGAAGCCUCAUGAAUGUAAGGAAUGUGGUAAAGCUUUUCUUUAUUCCACUUUUCUUAGAAUUCAUGAAAAAACUCAUACUGAGGAGAAACCCUACCGAUGUAAGCAAUGUGGGAAAGCCUUUAGGAGUCCCAGUUACUGUCGAUUACAUGAAAAAAUACACAGUGGAGAAAAGCCCUACAAAUGUGCAAAAUGUGGUAAAGCCUUUGGUUACCCAAGUAGUUACCGUAAACAUGUGAGAACACGUUGUAGAGAUGAACCCUGUUAAUGCAAAGAAUGUGGGAAAACCUGCAUUUAUCACUCAGCUCUGCAGUCACAUGUGAUAGUGCAGAAUAGAGAUGGACCUGUAAAUGUAAGGACUGUUAGAAAGACAUGCAGGGGAGAAAAGCCCUAUGUCUCAUUUGUGAGACACAAUGGAAGACUCAUUUAUGUCUCCCAGUUUAGUAUCAAGAAUGAAAGAGCUGUCAAUGUAAAGAUUAUAGAAAAGCUUUCCAUCAUCCCACUUCUUUAGAAAACCAUGAAAGAACUCGAACCUGAGAGAAAGCCUACUAUGCACAUAAGGAAAAGGGGAGAGCCUUUCACAGACAUGUAAGAACGCACACUGGAGGCCCAUCGUGCACAUGCAAAGAACAUAGGGGAGCCUUCAGCUGUCCCAGUUGCUCGGAAAGCUGUGACAAAAACUUCAAGUAGAGAGAAUUCUAUUGACUGUAAACUGUGUAGGAAAACCUCCAUUUUGCCUCACAUCCCCACAACACCAUGUGAGAAUGUACACUGGAUAGAUACUGUAUGACUGAAAAUGAAGGCAAAGUUUUAAUAAAUACUUUCAGAGCAGCUCAAAAACUGCCCUGGGAGGAAAUCACAUUACAGUAACUACUAAAUGUAAGCCUGGUGCAAAUUAAUUCACGCACUCCCCAAAAUUCACAGCAUGGAAGAAAUACUAUAAACCUUAGACAUACACGGUCAUUAUGACUGACUCAUUCUCACAGUGAUUUUCUGUAGUAUGAAGUCCACUUAUUUUUGCAAAUAUGCACUGAGGUAAUUAAUUCUGCAGAUAACUCUGUAAGCAAGAGUUUCUAAGUUGAAUAGGUAUUUUUUCCUUCCUGUCAGUUAAUAAACACUUUGUAUUUCUAUAUUGAAGUUUGUUAGAUCCAUGAGUAAAUGGAAGUGUUUUACUAAUAUACAAGUAGGUUCAAUUUUUCUGUAAUUUUGUAAGUGUUCUGCAAAUCAAGGAACAUUUAAAAAAUGAUACUUUGGAGUUUGUUCAUACUUUCCAUCUGGCUUCCUGUAGCAAGUAUUGAAUGAAGAUGCCUUACACACAUAUAUAUAUUCUACCUUAACAGAAAAGUGCCUUUUCAUUGGCCUGAAGAGCUUCAUUCCAUUUUCUUGUCAAUAAAUGUUUUUUAAUUUUUCAAUGAUA
Molecule: messenger RNA, 2483 nt
Organism: Phyllostomus hastatus (greater spear-nosed bat)
Lineage: Eukaryota; Metazoa; Chordata; Mammalia; Chiroptera; Phyllostomidae
Product: zinc finger protein 709-like
Exons: 4
Coding region: 141-1334 (397 amino acids)
Biological process (GO): regulation of DNA-templated transcription
Source: RefSeq, a predicted model, not a curated record